Fusarium tjaetaba is the source of this 1089-nucleotide messenger RNA. Its product is annotated as undecaprenyl diphosphate synthase. NCBI's taxonomy places the organism in Eukaryota, Fungi, Ascomycota, Sordariomycetes, Hypocreales, Nectriaceae. Gene Ontology annotation, cellular component: lipid droplet; endoplasmic reticulum; membrane. The record is from RefSeq and is a predicted model, not a curated record. The transcript has 3 exons. Gene Ontology annotation, molecular function: ditrans,polycis-polyprenyl diphosphate synthase [(2E,6E)-farnesyl diphosphate specific] activity. The coding region runs from base 1 to 1089 and encodes 362 amino acids.
AUGUCUGACGCUAUAUCAUCAUUUCUCCGGAGGGUAAUUGUCGAAUCUCCGCCUGGAGAAUGGGCUAUGCGCCAGCUUCGCGAGCUGCUCAUUGGCGCCCUCAAGCAAGGCCCUAUUCCUCAACAUGUUUCUUUUGAGAUGGAUGGCAACCGACGAUAUGCUCGAAAUCAUAGAAUGGAGACCGUAGAGGGUCAUCACCGAGGAUUCGAGGCGCUGGCUAGGAUCAUGGAAAUUUGCUACAAGUCCGGAGUCAAGGUCGUGACUGUAUACGCCUUCAGUAUUGAGAACUUCAACCGACCAAAAUAUGAAGUGGAGGGUCUGAUGGAGCUGGCCAAGAUCAAGCUGGAGCAGCUAACAAAAUAUGGCCAUAUCCUCGACCGUUACGGUGCCCGUGUGCGCGUCUUGGGCCAGCGCGACAUGAUCCGACCCGACGUUCUUGAAGUGGUCGACAAGGCUGUCGCGAGAACUAAGCACAACAACAAGGCCGUUCUGAACAUUUGCUUCCCAUACACCUCCCGAGCCGAGAUCACAUCCGCAGUGAAAUCAACAGUGCAAGAGUUCCUCGCUCCCACACCUCCUCGAAGCACGCCCUUCUCCCCAUCUCGAAUUCGACAGAAGAUCCUUUCGCGCCAGCUGGACGGUCGCGAGGGACUGCCUACAAUCCCGGAUGUCCUUCCCGAAGAGGUCGAACCAUUAGAUGGAGAUGAUGCCAAGAAAGACAGCGAUGGAGAUUCCUCAUCGCCCACACUGCAACCCGACUCCCCUCCUCGCCUUCGCGCAAGGAACAGCGCUGCCAGCCUUUCGGGCUUACCGAACCCCGAAACAAUCACAGCCGAGACCCUGGACAAGCAUAUGUACACUGCAAACGACCCGCCCCUAGAUAUCUUUGUACGAACCAGCGGAGUGGAGCGCCUUAGCGACUUCAUGCUUUGGCAAUGCCAUCAGGAUACACAGAUCUUCUUCAUCGAUACUUUGUGGCCUGACUUCGACCUCAAGGACUUCAUCUGGAUUCUGCUCGAGUGGCAAUGGAGACAAAAGCAGAAGGAUCGCGACGAGGCAGUGGUUCGGCCUUCUUCUGUUACAGCGUGA